Molecule: messenger RNA, 815 nt
Organism: Micromonas pusilla CCMP1545
Lineage: Eukaryota; Viridiplantae; Chlorophyta; Mamiellophyceae; Mamiellales; Mamiellaceae
Exons: 1
Coding region: 222-815 (197 amino acids)
Source: RefSeq, a predicted model, not a curated record
CGCCAGCGCGUCCGCCUCGCGCUGAAGGGCGGAAGGAAGGGCACGCGCGUCCGGUCAAUGCCACGUCUCACCGGUCGAGCGUUGAAAGGGAGGCGUGGGGUGAAGAAGAGAGACGACGCCACGAUGGGAAAAGUCCUCGAGAGAGACGAGCCCGCCGGCGUCCGACCCGCGAAGAGAGUCGCACGGGGACCGGUGUCGAGGGCGGGGAUUGAAACCGAGGGAUGGGCGGAUUUAAAAGACGGGCGAAGUCCUUAAGGAACGGCGUUCACCGCGCGAACGCGGUCGUACAAGGAGGGACCAGUGCGCACCUGAAGCUCCAGACGCAGCCGCGCCGCGCGCUCCGCCUUCUUCGCGUCCUCGUACGUCGACUUCUUCACCGCGAUCGCGGCGUCUUUCGCCGCCUGCUCCGAGGGGUACGCGCAGGUGGCAUCGAAUCAGUCGCGAGGGGAGCGAGAUUCGCGGUCGAAUCGUCUUCUUCAUCGGUCGGUCGGUCGACGUGCGGGCUUCGCGGUCGACGCUCGAAACCGGACGCGGGGCGAAGAGAAAGCGGGGAGAACGUCCGAACGUCCGAGGAUCGACGUUCAACGAACGCGCGAACGGGGUCGCGCGGGACGUGGUCCGACGCGAUGCGUCGCGUCAUUCUUAAGAAACGGCGUUCUCCGCGCGAACGCGAUCGUAUGAGGACCAUCGCGAGAUGGAACGCGCCUGCUCCGCGCGCCGGGACUCCGCGCGUUGAAUCGCGUCCUCCGCCCUCUCGCGUUCGCGCGCCUUCAUCGCGGCUUCGCGCGCCAACGCGGCUUCCGCGUCCGCCUUGA